Molecule: messenger RNA, 3393 nt
Organism: Eleginops maclovinus (Patagonian blennie)
Lineage: Eukaryota; Metazoa; Chordata; Actinopteri; Perciformes; Eleginopidae
Gene: ncstn
Product: nicastrin
Exons: 17
Coding region: 195-2300 (701 amino acids)
Biological process (GO): Notch receptor processing; protein processing
Cellular component (GO): plasma membrane
Source: RefSeq, a predicted model, not a curated record
UAAUAUAUAUGUGUUCUACCUGACGUAAAAAUGUUAUAUUAAUAUAUACUUAAAAUAAUAUUCCCGUUGCAGACUUUUAAAGCUGCCAUUUUGAAUGAGAGACGUAUUCUUUCAACGGAACGGAACUAAAAAACAACGGAACCCGGACGUCUUUCACGUCAACACCCACUGUUUCUGCUUUUCAAACCAGGAAGAUGGAUUUGCUGUCGAUCAAAUGGAUAGUUAAUUUGCUAGUUUGUUGGUUUUUCAUCGGUGUCGGCUGUAAUUCAGUGGAAAAGAAGAUUUAUGUGCAUCUCAAUUACACUGUCCCGUGUGUGCGACUUCUCAAUGCAACACAUCAAAUAGGAUGCCAGUCCAAACUGUCAGGUAAUGUGGGCGUCCUUCAUGUGCUUGAGUCAGAGGAAAAUGUUGACUGGGUCCUGAGCACUGGGGCCAAUCCUCCUUAUCUGGUUAUCCUGGAGUCUGCGCUGUUUACCAGAUCCAUCAUGAUGAAGCUGAAGAACGGCUCAAGCAGGGUGGCUGGCGUUGCUGUUAUUGUGCCGAACACAAACCCGCUGGGGGGCUUCUCCCCACACACCUCCUGUCCCAACGAAAACACAGGUGUGUAUUCAGAGAGCUACGAUCCAGCCCUGGCACAUUGUAACGUGACCAUGUGGAACCCUUUUGGAAAUGGCUUGUCCUAUGAGGAGUUUGAUUUCCCCAUCUUCUCCAUGAAAGACGACAACGACAGUCAGGUCAUUCGGCAGUGUUACAUGGAUCAUAAUCGCGGUUUGAAUGGCGGCGCUCCUCAGUACCCGCUGUGUGCCAUGCAGCUCUACUCUCACAUGUCCGCCGUCACCGACACGGCCACCUGCAUGAGGAGGAAUGACAUCAACCUUAGCGUCAUCCCAGAGAUGGUUUGUGAUCCACUGGCUGACUAUAAUGUUUGGGCCUCCACCAAACCUCUCAACACCACAGCCAAGGGCCACAAGACCGGGGAGAGUGUGGUCGUAGCAGCAGCCAGGUUGGACAGCCGGUCAUUUUUCUUCGACGUUGCUCCAGGCGCAGAGAGUGGAGUCUCCGGGUUCGUCAGUCUGCUGGCGGCCGCCUCUGCUCUCAAAAACGUCAUCCAGGAAGCCCCGCCCACCCGCACCAUCUUCUACACCUUCUUCCAGGGGGAAACGUUUGACUACAUUGGCAGUUCCAGGAUGGUUUAUGAUAUGGAGAACAAUCAGUUUGCCGUGGACCUGGACAAUGUUCACUCAGUACUGGAGAUUGGACAGGUUGGACUUCGCAAUGACUCCAAGCUGUGGCUCCACUCUGAUCCCGUGUCCCGGAAGAACAGCAGCGUCAACGAAGAGGUGAGGAAGCUCAUUACCAACCUGCAGUCGGCUGCUGUGAAUCUGAACUUCACUGUGGACGAGCCAAAUUUCUCCCAGCCGCUCCCGCCCUCGUCCUUCCAGCGUUUCCUGCGAGCUCGACCAAUCCCCGGUGUGGUUAUCGAGGAUCACGAGUCUGCUUACCUCAACAGGUUCUACGAGAGUAUGUACGAUAACUCCGAUUACCUGCGCAUGUCGUAUCCAUCAAACCUGACGCAAGAGGAGCAGCUAGCGUUUGUCACCGAGACCGCUAAGGCUCUGACGGAGGUUGCCACCCUGGUUGCGCGGGCUCUGUACAUCCAGGCGGGAGGGGCUGAAGCCCAGCUGAAGAACAUUAACGCAGACCCUGAUAUAGUAAGCCCGAUGCUGUACGGCUUCCUUGUUAGAACAAAUAACACCUGGUUCCAGCAACUACUCCCCUCCGACCUCAUGAGCCACCUGGCUGACAGACCCACAAACUUCUACGUUGGCGUUGUGCAGCAGUCCAGCGAGCCGACCCUCCUGGUGCAGUAUCUGCUGGCUAACAUGACCGGCACCAGUUUCAACAUCUCACAGGAAAACUGCAAGAACCAGAGAAUGGACGAGAAGGACGAGGAGAGCAAACAUAUGUACACCUACAUGUGGGUUCAGGGCGCAGCGCCUCCCAACAGCACUCAGAGGGAGGGAUUCUGUGUUCGCUCCACGGUCCGUCUCUCCAAAGCGCUUUCCCCGGCCUUCGAACUGAAAGACUUCACCUCCACAAAUUACUCGACGUGGACAGAGUCCCGGUGGAAGACCAUCAAAGGACGCAUAUUCCUGGUGGCGAGUCACGACCUGGAGAUGCUGACGCUGGGUGUGGGUGUCGGCGUGCUCAUAACCUCCCUCCUGCUGACGUACGUCAUGAGCUCGAAGGCCGAAAUCCUCUUCAGCUCGGGACGGGAACCCGCCAACGCCACCUACUGAUCCAGACCGAGGCGCCGCUGACCACCACUAUUAUUACUACUACUACUAUUCCUACAAUUUCUACUGAUACCCCACCCAGACAUGGACACGGUCUUCUUUUUAAUACACAUCAAAAGUAGGUACACGGACAGGUUAGACACAGAAGCAGAGAUAUGGGUUUUUUUUCUUCCGACUACUCCAUGUUUAAGGACUCACUGAGGUGAGGCGGGACAUGAAGACUGGACCGGACUUGAUGGAUCUGGACUCAUCAGGGUCACUCUUCAGGCCCUGUCAGUGGAAAAGAUGUUUAUAUUUCUUUUUGUUUUAAAGGUUUUUGUUUUCCCUUUUUAUUGUCACUGAAUGUUUACCCUGAGAUAGGCACUAAACAUUGAGCAUUAAUUUGAACACAUGUGUCUGAUUGUGAAUAUGUAAAUGUGACCGAGCGUGUGUGUGUGUGUGGGGGGGGGGGGGAUGAUUGAGUGUGUGUGUGUGUGCGUGUGUGUGUCUGAACUUUGAAUUAGGAUUGCGAUGGUAUGUGCAAUACUGUAGCUGUCUUCUCUGUCAAUAUAGUUAACUUAUCAAUCAGUUCUAAUAAGAAGAAACCUUUUUUUUGAGUCGGUGAACAAGUAGUUAAAUUGAAGGUUUUUUGCAAAUUCUGGAAAUGUGUGGUGGAGUUUUUUGAUAAGUUUUAGGUUCUUGAACAACAAUCCUAAAUAUUUAUAUUGGCGGAGUCCCAGUACACAUAUAACUACACAUGUAUGUAGUUGUAAACCCACUUCAAUUUCACAUAUUGUGAUAUUUGUGUGAAGAAGAAGAAUUCCCAAUGAGCUCGGCAUGGCAGACACACUUUACUUCAUAUCGAUCAGCUGCCAAAAACCUUCAAAUCCAGUCAGAAAAUCUGGUAUUUCGACACGUAAAAUGCGCUGGUACUCUGGCUGUGCAUUCUUUUUGGUUCGUACCUUUUUAACAAGGUUUCUUUUAAAGAUAACUUCGUAAAAAAAAAAGUGUGUCAACACGGAGGAAGGUUUUAAUUAAUUGUGUUGUAAUGUAACGGCUGGAAUCAAUGACCAAUUGUGAUGCCUUGAUGAAGAAAUAAACAUUGCUUUUUUCCAGG